This is a messenger RNA of Beta vulgaris subsp. vulgaris (sugar beet), 1626 nucleotides long. RefSeq lists its product as uncharacterized. The coding region runs from base 650 to 1441 and encodes 263 amino acids. The transcript has 5 exons. Lineage: Eukaryota; Viridiplantae; Streptophyta; Magnoliopsida; Caryophyllales; Amaranthaceae. The record is from RefSeq and is a predicted model, not a curated record.
AGUAGAGUUGAGUUGAUAUGACCAAGGUUGGGCUAAGUAAAAUUGUGCUGGGCUUUAUCAUGCCAAGCAGGGUAAAAGACUAUAUUAGUUUUAUUUGGGCCUAUCGUGGUUAUGGGAAAAGGCUGCCCAAACAUGGCCUUGGUCAAGCCGAUCUCUAGGAAAUAUAAGCCGUAGUUGAUUGUGCUCGUUCUGAUAUAUCAAAAUAAUCCCGUGGUGGAUUCCCCUCAAAACAUAAAAAAAAAAGAUUAAGUACUUGCCCUUGGGGGUGUAAGGAGAAUCAAACCUUGGCGUCCUGGUUGGAAACAAAUUAGGCAACUGCUCUAAGUUGCUUCUCGAAUUAUAACUAUAUAGAACUAUGGAAGCAAUUAAUCAGUUUGUUGUGACUUGUGUGGAAACUAUCUCAAUAAGUUUAAGAAAAUGUAAGAAAAAAAAAAUCUGACAAUCAUGGAUAUGUGUAGCAAUUUUAUCAAGCAUAUUAUAGCUGGCAAUUAGUACUAGUACAAACACACAAGAAGCAUUUUCUUCUGCUUUCACCUUCAAAACCAAAUAAUAUAAAGUGUUUUAGAGUCUCUCAACCCAUUUCUGCUCUUUUCAGUCCCUAAAAUCACACUGAAAGACACAGAUAUAUAGUUGAAAGAAAAAAAAAAACAUGUAUAAAACAAAGUUACAAGAGAUGUGUGAUGUGAAAUCAUGGUCACAUCCAAAGUAUACAGCUAUCAAGUAUGGUCCUGAUCAUAGUCCAAGGUUCACAGCUUCAGUGUUCAUCAAUGAUGCCGCCUUUAAUUCGCCUACUUCCUGCAAAUCCAUGAAAGAAGCUCAAAAUAAAGCUGCUGAGGUUGCCUUGAUGCAUUUCAUCUCUUUGUCUUCUGCUCGCUUGGUAAAUACUAGCUCAUCUCCAGGCUGUGAAUGUGAUACACCCAAAGAUGGAUUAAAGAUGAAGGAAACCAGUAAGAGUAAGACUAUAAUUCCUGUUGAAAUCAGAGAAGCUGUGACCAAGAAACUUCCAAAGCUGAAGGAGAAGCAAGAGGAGCAUAAGAACUCGAAUUCUAUUGCUAAUUCAGAGGAAAUAGAGAUUGAAGAUGCUAAACUCAAUCUGACUUCAUUGUCACUUGAAGAAUAUCCACAGGAUUUUGGACCCAAGUUAGCUCAAGGAGGAGGGGCUUCCAAAUCGAAAAAGAUUGGAUGGACUGAUCCUACUGGAGUGGAUGAUUCUUCUCUCAAAGGUGAAGGAAAACUAGUGAAUACUUCAGCUGAGAAAUUGGUGGAUUCGAAGAAGCAGAAAGAUCCUGAAGCAAGAAGUUUCUUAAUUUGCAACCGGGUCAGAGUUUAUACCUAUAUACCAGACGUAAGUAAUCUUCCCAAGGGAUCAACUGUGCUGCAACUUAGUGAGAGCAAGUGGGUUGUUGUCAGCCUGGAUUUCCCAAAUGAGAAAAGCAAAUAAUGUGUUAACUUGAUUAAUCAACUUAUUUGUGUCUGAAAAUCAGUUACAAAGCCUUAACUCAAUAAACAGCUGAUUCAAAAAAAGAGACAAAACUUGUUUGUAACUUAAGAUGAAGGACCAAAUUGUGUGAACCAUAUACCUGGGUUAAGUUUCUAUCUGAUCUAGCUUUCUACUGUUUCAAACUA